This is a messenger RNA of Micromonas pusilla CCMP1545, 822 nucleotides long. RefSeq lists its product as uncharacterized. The record is from RefSeq and is a predicted model, not a curated record. Gene Ontology annotation, cellular component: cytosol. Lineage: Eukaryota; Viridiplantae; Chlorophyta; Mamiellophyceae; Mamiellales; Mamiellaceae. The coding region runs from base 1 to 822 and encodes 273 amino acids. Gene Ontology annotation, molecular function: anthranilate synthase activity. Gene Ontology annotation, biological process: L-tryptophan biosynthetic process. The transcript has 4 exons.
AUGAGCGUCGCCGCGACGACGACGACGACGAUCGCCAAGGCGUCGCCCGCGCGCGGCCUCGCCGCGCGGUCCACGGCGGCGACGACGACGACGGGCGGGCUCGGUCUCGGACGCCGCCGUCGCUCGUCGGACGCGGCGCGUCGUCGUCGUCGCGGCGUCGCGCGCCGCGUCGGCGUCGUCGUCCUCGCCGCGGCGUCGAAGGGCGACGACCGCCCGGUCGUGAUCAUAGAUAACUACGACAGCUUCACGUACAACCUGUCGCAGUACCUCGGCGACCUCGGGUGCGAGCACGUCGUGUACAAGAACGACGAGAAGACCGUCGCGGAGAUCGCGGCGAUGAACCCCAAGGGCGUGAUGGUGUCCCCGGGGCCGGGACGGCCCGAGGACAGCGGCAUCUCGCUCGAGGCGUGCGAAAAAUUAGGCCCCGAGUUUGGCGUCUUCGGCGUGUGCAUGGGGCAUCAGUGCAUCGGACAGGUGUUCGGCGGGACCGUCGUCCGCGCGCCGUGCGGGCUCAUGCACGGGAAGAGCUCCCCGGUGUGGCACACGGAGGAGGAGGGGCAGCUGCUGCACGGGCUGCCGAGGCGCGUCCCCAUCUCGCGCCGCCCGUUCGAGGCGGCGCGGUAUCACUCGCUCGUGAUCUCCCGGGAGGGCUUUCCGGAGGACGAGUUAGAGGUCACGGCGUGGACGAAGGAUCAGACGAUCAUGGCGGUGAAGCACAGGAAGUAUCCGAAGAUCCAGGGCGUGCAGUUUCACCCGGAGAGCAUCAUCACGGAGAACGGGCUGCACAUCAUUCGGAACUGGGUGAACCUCAUCGACGCGUAA